AUGAGUGCGACAGAUAAUAGAAUAUGCGAUAGUGCUAGGGCGUACCCCGCAGGCGACGCGCAGGCGCAGCACCCGGCGGCUGUGAGAAAUGGACGAGGGUUGCUGCACCAGGGACGGGGGCAGCGUAAGAAGCUAGUCCGCGGAAUAAGACUGAGGAUUGCAAGUUGGAAUAUAGGUACGAUGACUGGAAGAGGAAGAGAGUUAGCGGAUGUUUUGGAAAGGAGAAGAAUAAACGUGGCAUGUCUGCAGGAGACGAAGUGGAAGGGACGGAAAGCAAGAGAAAUUGGAGCGGGUUAUAAGUUUUACUAUUGCGGCAGUGAUGGGAAAAGAAAUGGGGUGGGUGUAGUGUUAGAUAAGGAGCUUAAGAACAAGGUGAUGGAUGUAAAGAGAGUGAAUGAUAGAGUAAUUAUCGUGAAAUUGUUGAUAGAAAACUUGAUUUUAAAUGUAAUUAGUGUAUAUGCACCGCAGACUGGAUGUGAUGAUAGUUUGAAAGAGAAAUUCUGGGAGGAUUUGGAUGUGGAAAUUAUGGGAAUACCAGAAUGUGAGGAGAUAUACAUUGGAGGAGAUUUUAAUGGACAUGUGGGAAGAAUGAAUGACGGAUAUGAAAGAGUGCAUGGGGGCCGUGGUUACGGAGUCAGAAAUCAAGAGGGUGAAGCUCUACUGGAAGCAGCCUUAGCCUUUGACUUAGCCAUAAUGAACACCUACUAUCAAAAGAAAGAACAACACCUUAUCACAUACCGUAGUGGUCAACACUCUACCCAAAUUGAUUACUUUCUCCUGAGAAGGAGUAAAAUACAUUUGGCUAAGGACUGCAAAGUAGUACCCAGUGAGAGCCUAGUUUCCCAGCAUAGGUUACUGAUUCUAGACUUAAAUCUUAAAGUACAACGUUUGCAAAAGAACUCGAAGCCCCCACCUAGAACGAAAUGGUAUAGAUUGAGUGAAAGGGAGUUGGCUGAGGAAUUUAGAAAAAGAAUAGUCGAUAAGAUGGUAGGAAUGGGUGAUAUGGCAGAGAUGAGAGUGAAUGAUUGCUGGAAUGAAAUGGCAGUAUGUGUAAGAAGUGUGGCGAGGGAUGUUCUUGGGGAAACAACAGGGAAAGGCAAGAUUGAUAGGGAUACAUGGUGGUGGAAUGAAGAUGUGCGAAUGAUUCUGAAAGAAAAGAAGAAUGCUUUUAAAGAAUGGAAAAGUGUGGAAGAGGGUAACGAUAGAGAGAAAGAAAUCAAGAGGUCAGCUUACCUAACAAGUAAGAAGAAGGCUAAAAAAGCAGUUGCAAUAGCAAGGGCCAAGAUACAAGAUAAAUUGUACGAUUUUCUUGAGAGCCCACAAGGCCAAAAAGACCUCUACAGAAUAGCAAGAGAGAGAGAGAGGAAUGCAAGAGAUAUAAAUCAUAUGAAAUGUAUGAGAGACGAAGCAGGAAAGAUUUUGACGGAUAACAAGAGCAUACAAGAACGCUGGAAGAACUACUUCAGUAAACUAAUGAACGAAGAGAAUAAUUGGAGUGGAGUGCUAGAAAAUGCUAGAAAUAACAUUGGUAUGGUGAAAGAGAUCACUAUAGAAGAAGUAAAAAUGGCAGUGCAAGGUAUGAAGAAUGGGAAAGCGGUUGGGCCAGAUGGUAUACCUGUGGAAGUAUGGAAGUUUCUGAAAGCGGAUGGAUGGAAGUGGCUGACUUUAUUCUUUAAUAAGUUGUUGCAAGAAGAGGCAAUCCCUGAGGAAUGGAUUGCAACAACUAUCGAGGAAUAA
This is a messenger RNA of Cydia strobilella, 1737 nucleotides long. RefSeq lists its product as uncharacterized. Gene Ontology annotation, molecular function: catalytic activity. Bases 1 to 1737 code for a protein of 578 amino acids. The record is from RefSeq and is a predicted model, not a curated record. The transcript has 2 exons. Gene Ontology annotation, cellular component: nucleus. NCBI's taxonomy places the organism in Eukaryota, Metazoa, Arthropoda, Insecta, Lepidoptera, Tortricidae. Gene Ontology annotation, biological process: chromatin remodeling.